UUUAUGGCUAAUUUCAAGUUUGUUCCUUUCCUCAUGGCAAAUUAUUAAGAGGUGACGUUUGUCGUCUUCGUUUCUGUUUUAAGGAAAAUUAGAGGACAGAUUUUAGCAAAAUGUCCAAGCGAAAAGGAAUGGAGGAGUCUGACAAACUCACUCGUAUAGCCAUUGUCAAUGCAGAUAAAUGCAAACCGAAAAGAUGUCGGCAGGAAUGCAAGAAAUCCUGCCCGGUAGUUCGGCUUGGAAAACUUUGCAUUGAAGUUGUCCCAAACAGUAAAAUCGCUACUAUAUCUGAAGAAUUGUGCAUUGGUUGUGGUAUAUGUGUUAAGAAAUGUCCAUUUGAAGCCAUUGCUAUUAUAAAUUUACCAAGUAAUUUGCAAAAAGAAACUACUCAUAGAUAUGGUAAGAAUUCUUUCAAGCUUCAUAGGUUACCUAUACCUCGUCCUGGUGAGGUACUUGGGCUUGUAGGCACUAAUGGUAUUGGCAAAUCUACUGCUCUGAAGAUUCUUGCUGGAAAACAAAAGCCCAAUUUAGGAAGAUAUAUGGAUCCCCCUGAUUGGACAGAAAUUUUAAGCCAUUUCAGAGGUAGUGAAUUACAAAAUUAUUUCACCAAGAUUCUAGAGGAUGAUUUGAAGGCUCUAAUAAAGCCUCAAUAUGUUGAUCAAAUUCCCAAAGCAGUUAAAGGUACCGUGGGUCAACUUCUAGACAGAAAAAAUGAACUAGACAAUAUGAAUCAAAUUUGUGGGAUGUUAGAUCUACUGCACAUAAAAGAACGUGAAAUCGCUGCACUAUCUGGAGGAGAACUUCAAAGAUUUGCCUGUGCCAUGGUAUGUAUCCAAAAUGGAGACAUAUUCAUGUUUGAUGAGCCUUCAUCCUAUCUAGACGUCAAACAACGUUUGAAUGCUGCCAGAACUAUCAGAUCACUACUACAUCCUAGCAAAUUCAUUAUUGUGGUGGAGCAUGACUUGAGUGUUCUUGACUAUCUCUCUGAUUUCAUUUGCUGUCUUUAUGGAGUGCCUGGUGCUUAUGGUGUAGUAACUAUGCCUUUCUCUGUCCGUGAAGGUAUCAACAUUUUCUUGGACGGUUUUGUGCCAACAGAAAAUCUCCGUUUCCGAGAUGAAUCUUUAGUUUUUAAAGUAGCAGAGUCAGCUACAGAGGAAGAAAUCAAACGUAUGAACCAUUACGAGUACCCAACUAUGACAAAAACGAUGGGUAGUUUUGAGUUGAAGGUUUGUCAGGGACAGUUUUCUGAUUCUGAAAUUUUGGUGCUCUUGGGCGAGAAUGGUACUGGAAAGACUACUUUUAUUAGAAUGUUGGCUGGCAAUUUGGAGCCUGAUACUGGAUCAGGUGAUUUACCCCAGCUUCAUAUAAGUUAUAAGCCUCAAAAGAUCAGUCCUAAAUCUACAGGAUUGGUGAGACAGUUGCUUCAUGAGAAGAUUAGGGAUGCCUAUAUUCAUCCACAGUUUAUAGCAGAUGUAAUGAAGCCUUUGAAGAUAGAAGACAUCAUCGAUCAGGAAGUACAGAAUUUAUCUGGAGGAGAAUUGCAGAGAGUUGCAAUGACACUUUGUCUUGGAAAACCCGCCGAUGUGUACCUUGUUGAUGAACCUAGUGCCUAUUUGGAUUCUGAACAACGUUUAGUAGCAGCUAAGGUCAUAAAACGGUUUAUACUCCACGCUAAGAAGACCGGUUUCGUAGUAGAGCACGAUUUCAUAAUGGCAACCUACUUGGCCGAUCGUGUCAUCGUAUUCGAAGGGUCUCCCUCGGUGAAGACAACUGCGCAUGCCCCUCAAACGUUGUUGGCUGGCAUGAACCGAUUUUUGGAACUACUGGGCAUCACUUUCAGACGCGAUCCCAACAAUUUCCGGCCUAGGAUCAACAAGCUGGAGUCGGUGAAGGACGUGGAGCAGAAGAGAGCCGGGCAGUAUUUCUUCUUGGAGGAUUAAUUCGUUUGUUUCGUAUCCAGUUAGACAGGAAAACGUUCGUUAUAAUUAUUAAUUGUACGUGUCAAUAAUCGAUUGCUGGCAAAGGAUAUUGAGCUCUUUUUACUACUUUAUAAAUUGUAUCCCUUGAGUAUAAUUAAAACAACCAUUUUUCAC
Diabrotica balteata is the source of this 2090-nucleotide messenger RNA. NCBI's taxonomy places the organism in Eukaryota, Metazoa, Arthropoda, Insecta, Coleoptera, Chrysomelidae. The record is from the annotation of a GenBank genome assembly.